Messenger RNA from Porites lobata, 26945 nucleotides. Lineage: Eukaryota; Metazoa; Cnidaria; Anthozoa; Scleractinia; Poritidae. The record is from the annotation of a GenBank genome assembly.
ACGUUGUUUUGAAAACUCAGACAUGCCUGUAGCAGUAGGAACAAGUGCUCUGAGUUCGCUUGUGACUCCCGAAGGGCUUGAAAAUGCUGCAAGGGAAGUGGAUCGACAACUUCAGGCUGACAGACAGUACCCUGAGCUGGCAGAACAGAUUAACGCUUCCCAGGGUAAACUACUUGCCUUAUUUCCUGGAGCAGUUUUGCUCCUUUAUUUUAUAAUUACAGUCGACUCCCGAUAACUGGAACGUUCAAGGGCAAUCGAAAGAAGUUCGAGUCAUCGGGAGCUCGAAGAAAAUAGCCGGGAGUAAGGAAAAAAACAGUUUUUUCCAGUACAGUGAACACUUUAAUCACAUUUCAUUGUAGAAAUGUUAAGUGAAAAUUAAAAGAUACUUCUAAAUCAGAACGUAACGUAACGUAACAAAUCAUUGCCUAAAUAGAGCAUGCGUUUUACUGUUUUGAGAAGUAAAGCUGUGUCACGUUAGAUUUGUGACAAACAACAUCAGCCUCCACUAGUAAAUUAUAUGCCUACAAUUCAAUGUUUUGGAUGCCAGUACAAUGCUUUUUCCCGCCUAUUUAAAAGCUCAAAACAUGGUCUGAGUUAUCAAGGGUAAAAUUAUAUAAAAAUGAUUUCAGGGGAAACAAAAAUUACUUCGAGUUAGCAGUAGGUUUGAGUUGGCAGAAGGUUCGAGUUAUUGAGGGUUCGAGUUACCGAGGGUAAAAUUACAGUACAGUCGACUCCUGGUAACCCGAAGCCUCUAUAACUUGAACCUCCCGCUAACUUGAAGCAAUUUUCAUUAUUUCCCAUUAAAUUGUUUUCUAUAUAAUUUAACCCUUGAUAACUCGAACUCGCGACAACUCAAACUUUCUUCUAUUUCCCUUGAAGGUGCGAAUUAUCGGGAGUCAACUGUAAAUGUAUGAUGGAAAUCCAGGGGAAAUCGAUUUUGGUUCCAGUUAGGGAGGUUCAAGUUUUUGGGAGUCAACUGUAGAAACUUUUCAUAGCUGCAUAUCCUAACUAGUAGAACAUCAAUAUUUGUUGAUUUAAUUAGUAUUUUAAGUGGACAGACUACAGAUGGAUAUUGUUGCUCUUACAAAUUUUUCUGAAUCUGAAAAUGCUAUAACCAUAUAUCAGACAAAAUAAGCAGACUUUAACCUUCCAUGUCAGUGAAUUUUCGUUUGUUCUCCAUUCAAUUUAACUUCCAACCUCAGGGUUCGCAAAUACGCCAAAUUUGGCGUAUUUUACGCCAAAAUUGUUCAAAUGACUCCACUGAGGUUACGGAGGGAGUCACUUCGACUCCAGAAAUUUUCGGUAACAAACAGGGAUCCACUUCGACUCCAGAAAUUUGCGGUAACAAGCAGAGUUUUGUCCUUACCUUUUUCACAACAAAUACAAUUCACGUUAAUUGUAAACGUUGUAAACCUCAAUUAAAUCAUCGCAAUUAAAGAAUUAUACUGCACGACAAAACAGGCAGAGGGUAAAUUACGAUCAAAGUUUACUCGAUGAGCGCCAUCAUGGAUUUGAGUCAGCAGACCGCCACAGCUACUUCGUGUAUCCCUCACGAUAGUGUAUACAUGCCAGGACCACGUGCUGGAAAGUCUGAAAAUGGCUUUUUUCGUUGUGAUACUUGACUCCAAAUAUUCCAUAAUGACUCCAAAAUUUGUGAAGCAGAAGUCACACUGACUCCACUCAUCAAUAAAAUUUGCAAACCCUGCAACCUCCUCCCCACACCCAUUGCCAUGAUAUUUUGGAAGUUAUUUCUUUGAUGGGGUGGGGAGGGGGGUAACCAAUCACAUGGAGAUCCAAAUUAAAGAAAGCAAAAAGUUAUUCCCAACCAUUAUGAUUCUUAGGGUGCUCAUUGUAUUAGUCUCAACUGGCAAGCCAAACCAGUCCAGUUUAGUGAACAUUAAAAAUGAAUACAACGUUGAACGUGGGAUCUAAAGAAGACCUAGGUGAUCAGCAAAAAUAUACCAAGUGGACACUUUUAAUUCUGCAAUGCUAAUCGUACCAAUAGAACCCAAAACAAAGUGGGGUUGUAGCCGUUUGAUGUCCAGAAAUGCACUCUGUUUUGGGUUCUAUCGGUGUCAUGUCUGUGUCUUGCAAAGUUAUUUUCAAUUACAGUAGUAAGAUCAGAUUGCAGAAUUCAAUGUGUCUACCCAAUUAAAGAGAAUUUCACAACUGACCAGGACAGUCGAGCCAGAUCUGUCCCGAUAAGUUUUUAAAGAAAACUCUUGAGAAAGGUCCAUUUUUUUUUCAAAAGGAUGGGUUAAGCUGGUUUGUUCUGACUUUUGGUAAGUGCCUGUAAUAUUUGAUAUCCAGUUGUUUUAGUUUCAUUACCCCUCUCAAGCCCUGUACAAAGGAUGGAAUAAUGAUAAUAUUCCAUAAUGAUUACUUUUUACUAUUUUUACUUCAGAAAAUCUAGAUUGGUUUUUUUACCUACAACGAUAUUUUGUACAAUAAUUGUAAUAAUUAUUUAAGGAGCGUGCAAGCUUUUAAGUGACAUGCAAAAUCUAUCCCUUCUGUUUUAGAGCAUAUAAUCUAAAGUAAUAUUGCCUUUAUUCUUUUCUUUCUACCCAUGAUUUUAGCCUUUACAACCUUCAGUGGAAUCAAUGAUUAUGACUACCCUGCCCUAUCCUCACCAUCUGUUGGUUUGGCGGGUAUGGAACUUGUCAGUCUCCUUAAACGGGUUCCUCUUCCUGGAGAAUUAGUGGAGCAGUUUGAUCGUAUCCUUUUAUAUGAUCUUCAAUAUGUACGUGUAAUUACAAAAAAUAGAUGGUGUAGGAGAGCAGUCAGAUUGAAUUUGUGAACUGAAAAAGAGUGAGGGAAACUGUUCUAAUUAAAAACUUAGAGAUGUUUUACAUUUUCAAUAAUUAAGAUUUUUGCCUGUAUUUGAUGGUUAUUGUAUUGGAAGAAGGCAUUCAUUCAAGGGAGUACACAAAUUCAGGUAUUAAGCUUAUUGACCAAGUUAGUACAAGGUCAAGAUUGAUAGGUAUUGACUCAGUUCUUUUUCUACAUUUUUAUGGACGAAGAUGAAGUCAAGGGCUAGGAAAAAGAACAAAAGCCAAUUACCUUCUGGCCGUCUUGACCAAACACGCUUGGUCAAUAACUUGCUUACUUAGGCCAGGAAUCAUCCUGCGCCGUCCUAAUAAAAUCCUUGCACACAACCUGAUCAAGCAUUGCAUCUUUUCUUUUUUUGGUAUUGUCCAGUCCAGUGUCAGCUUUAAUGGUGUCAAUGUAUGUUGACCAUGUUGGGGUUGCCAAAGCAGUACUUUUGAAGCAGUCUCUUCAUUGUGACAAGCACAAUGGCCAGCUAAUCUUAAUCUUCUUGCACAAAUUUUUGGUCAAUAAAGGAACUAUAUUUCCUGUGGGGAACAAAACUUGGCAAGAUAAGACAAACCAAUUAGAACACAUGAUUCACUCUAUCUUGCCGAAUUACUGUUGGUCUCGUUGUUAUAGCACCUUGACAUCCUCAUUAACAGACAUGCAAUGUAACUGUAUGAUGGGAUUGUUUCCUGAGAUCAGACGAGCUUGGCUAACUAUUGAUAGUGAUAUCUUUGUCUGGAAUUAUGAAGAUGGGUAAGCUGUGAAUUCCUAAGCUUGGUUUGGCAUUCAAUUAUUACCGAUGUUCAAACAAAAGCAUGUUUUUGUUCCUAAUUUCAGGAGUGACUUGGCAUAUUUUGAUGGCUUGAGUGAAACUAUUCUGUGUGCUGGAUUGGUGAAACCUAAACCAGGUGUGUUUCAGUUUUGCUGGCCUGUUUAGGUUUAUGAAAAGUACAGCCGACGUAUUUAAAGGAGAACUUUGAUUUUGAGAAAAUAAUAUCAAAAAAGUAUCAAAAAAGUUUGCUUUUCUAGCUUUGUGGACAGCUUGGUUACCACUGAUAUUGAUGGUAGCAUUUUUUAACUCUUGACUGAAAUGCGCCAAUUGCUAACAUGCACACAUUGCUACGUAUAAUGGCUGGGCACAGCCAACUGACACCAUCACAUGAUUAUGACCAAUCGGUACAAACUAACCUGUCACACCCAAACCACAAUGCAAAAUUAAUGUGCUCCCAAAGAUUGAGGUCUCAUUUGAACGAUCACAUCAAAGGAUUUUGUCCACAGACUCAAAGGAUGAAGGUAAAAUGAUGUGACUCCUCUGUUUUCACUGACAUACGCAAAUUAGUGCAUCUACACCUCAUUUUUUUUAGCCCUUUAUAUUUUGGCAAAAUUGAUAAUGGUGUAUGUUAAUUCCUAUGUGUACAGAAAUCCUCAGGGAAUCAGUUCGGUACAUCUUGUGUCUCACUACACCAAUUGACAUUGUGCUUCUUGCUGUGACAUUUACACCAAAGAAAUUAGGUAUUGUCAAGUUUUGUUUGUUGUACUUGAAUAUUAUCACUGCAGGCAAUUUUUUGUGGUUAUCAGGGCUGCAAAUAACGGACAGCAGGUUGCCAGUCAUGAUGACCGGCCAAAUAUUUUUGAGCCCAGACAAACCCCGAUUCUGGCCGGUCAAAUAAUGAAUACUAAUAAUUUUUUUUUGCCUAAGGAAUAUCCAAUUAUGCUGGCAAUAGAUCGUUAUUACUACAUUGACGUUCACAUUUUUGACAGCAAAUUGGUGAAAAAUGCAUUCGCACAUUGUAGAGUUCCUUUCCGUGGUUUUCGCGCGUUUUAAUGUUACGUUCUACCUUGAGUAUCAUUGCACGGCGGCGUCUGAAGUCUCUAGAGGUAAAAAGUGAAGCGUAAAUCCUUUUCGAACUCCCAAGGUUCAGGAAACGGAAUACACAUACAGUUCAGCAAACUUUAGAAAUUACGAAAAAAAGAAAAAAUUGGGUUAUUUUACAAAAUCUGCACACGUUUGUUUUACGUUGAUGUUCCGAAAUGAACAUCGGUGAAACUUGAUCUUUUUCCUUGCCUGGCACGUGAUCGAAAGUCACUUCCUCGAAGAAGAAUCGUCGCUGAUAUUUUCGGCAAAGAAGUUGAUUUGCAUUGGCAUUUGCAUUUGCAUUUGUUCCACAAACAGCGUGUUGAUGAUCAGAAGUCAAUAAAUAAAUUUGGGUCAUCGCGCAACAUUUUAUCGCGAAGGGCUCAAAUGUCAAAUGAAAUUUGCAUAAAGUUGUUUACGAGAACGAGAAUCUAGCGCCGCGAUAGACGACGACCUUCCCUCUUGAGUAGCUUAAAUUUUUAUCAGACCAUUCUGGAAUCGAGUCUGCAAACGAGAUUCAUGUUCGACGUAAAAGAAAUUAUUAUUAAUCGAUGUGCUAACAUUUAUUCCCGGAGAAACACAGGACGACCUGUUGAGAAUUGCGAUCGAUUUGCCUGAAUUCCUUCGAAUUCCCAAAGGUCACAUUGCUGAUUACAGCAAAGCCGAAAGUACAGUAUGACUUGCAACGUUGCGUUACUUUCCAACUCAGUUUGUUAUUCGCUUUGUUGCGUUAGAUUACGACAUGAUGACAUGAAAUUAAUUUAUUGCGGCGUUCUUUUUCUUAGAAGGGUUUAGUGCGAAGCAGCAAAAAACGCCAAAGAAAAAAGAAAUCAUUGCAGCGUUAUAAAGCAUUAAGCGACAACUGUAUGGAAAAUAAAGUGUUUGUAUCCAAAAAUGACCGGUCAAAAUGACCGGCAAGACCGGAGUUUGACCGGUCAAGUCCGCGAUCAGGCCGGACAUUGUCCGUUGACCGGCCGUUAUUUGCAGCCCUGGUUAUUCUACAGUAUGUUUUAGGUAAAAUCCUUUUUCAUCUUAAACCAGUAUUAAAAAAAGCACUUGAUUUGAGUGUCAAUGUAUUUAGCACGAAAGUGCUAAUUGGGGACACUAUAUUUUACGUCUCCUAAGAGACGGGACCGCUAUUUUAUGUGGUCACGCGGACCCCGCCAAGGUCAAGCCGCUUGCAGUGCAAAGGGAGUACCUUCAUUCCUCAGUUAUUUUUAGACCCUGAGUAUUGGUCCAGCCCCGGAAAACGAACCCUCGACCUCCCGCUCUGCAGUCAAGCGCUCCACCGACUGAGCUAAUGCUGGGCUUGUGUUAAAAAUUUCUUUGUCUUGUAGCCGUAAUUACUCAUAGCGAAUAAUGGAAAUUCUGGUUUAACCUGAGAUUGGAUUUUACCAUCAACAUAAAUCAGGGAUGUACAUGUACAUAUGGUGCACGUUAUGGGAUGUGUGUUUCCUUGUUUUUUCCUUAUUCAGGGGUUUCAAUAAAAAUUGAAGUAGCCAGCAGAUUUGAAUAGCGUAUCUGACUCUAUCUCAAUAACUUCUCAUUACAAUUUUUUUUCAAAUUCUGCCAGGAAAUUAUAACCAUGAUGAAUUUGCUGAGAUGCAUCUUCAACCAGAUCCGCUGUUUUCGAUUCCAUCUGAUAACAUUUACUUGACUUGCAUGACUGGAACUCAUUUAGGAAGGAUUUUUCUUGGAGGAAAAGAUGGUUGUGUAUAUGAGAUAGUUUAUCAGGUAAUGUAAUCUCCAUGUGCAAUGGUGUCUCUGAUGUUUCCCUUAAAAUUUUAUGUUAAUCACUGGCUAUUUUUUUACUCUGUUUAUCUCAUGCACUAUGGACCUAGCCCUAGGGGGUCUCAUUGGGGUUAGCUCUUUGCCAUAAAACAGCCGAAAGGCUUAGCUGUUAGGUGUAAAAGAUGGAAAUUCUGAACCCUUAAACAUAAAAAAUGCCUCCACGUAACAGAGACCCUCAUCUCACAGCAAGUUUUUUUGACAUUGAAGUGACUGAUCACAAACAAACAAAAAAAAAACUAAAACAGUAAACAAACAAGAAUAUAAGAAUGAAUAGUGAAGAAGCAGAAUGUCACGUUAUCUCAAGAGUCAGGGACUUUUCCCACGCACCCCUUCAAUAAAUUUCCCAACUCAUUUCCAAAAUGAGGGAAUUUUUGUGGUUGUACUAAAAGUAAUUGGGUAUACUUGGCUUUUAUUCUUAACAGGCAGCUGAUAGUUGGUUUCAAAGGAGAUGCCGCAAGGUGAACCACUCAUCAGGAGCGUUUUCUUUUCUCGUGCCAUCAUUUUUGAAUGCCACAUUUAGUGGAGAGGGUAUGUACAAUUAAGUAAUUAUUGGUACCUGUACAUUAGGGCUUGGAAAUAACUUGAAUAGACCCUUUUACCGAUACGGCGGCCAUAUUGAAUUAACUGGAUGUAGGGAGUAUUAUGGGAUGCCCAGGGGGCAUGAGCACUAUCCGAUAUACUCGCAUCAGUAUUUACGCAUGCUUUUCAGGUCAGUUUUUCUUUAAGUUUUCCUAAAAAAAGAUUGCCACGGGAAAAAGGAUUGUCAUGCCGUGUUUGGAUGUAAUAGACCAUCGUCCCUUUGAUGUUGAAAUAUACAUUGAAGUUCUCUUUUUUCUCUAAGACGGACGAGUGCCCUUUGGGCAUCCCGCACUCCCUAAAUGUGUCAAUGUCGGAGAAGGCUCUGUUCCUUGUCUCUUGGAAAUCAAAUAUGUGCCUACUUAAUCUGAUCUCCCGAUCAAGUCUCCAUGAGACAAUCAUCCCACACAUUUCUAUCCGGUAUUGCUGACCAGAUUUCCUGAUAUUGUCAAGACUGUUGUCUCUUUUGAUGUUGUUGAUAUAGUCAAUUGGCCCUCUUCCCCUGUUAACUGUUCCUACAUGUGGUUGCCAUAAGACAAAGACAAAGACAAAGAAAGUAGUGUUUUAACAUUUUGUUUACCUGGGGUUGUUGCAUGUUUGCAGGAAUUUCCCUAAGAGCCCACAGCCAGCUGUGCUGAAAAAGAGCUGAUCAGCGGCUCAAAUUAAUCUGGAAAACAAAGGCAUGGGGAAAUUUUGAAGGAACUGUUCAGUGAAAAAGCUGGCUUGACUGACCAAAAGAAACUGCUCAGCUUUGCCUUAGCUACAUCCCUGUGCUUGUUUGACUUUAUGAUUUAGUUAGAAGAUGACCCUGACCCAUCAAGCAAUAAUAAUUAUUGAGCAUGAAAAAUUGCUUGCCUAGAAGGAAAAUUGACUUGUCGCAGUUGACUCCAGGUGGGACUUUCUUUCAGUCCCUUUACCUGCACAUAGAUACCAUAUACCUCUUGAAUACUUAUUAAAAAUGUUUGCAAGACAUUUUUCUGUAAGGUAGAAUAUUGUUUGUUUGUUUGUUUGUUUUUAUGUUGAUUCAGAUCCCAUUGUUCAACUGGCUGUUGACAACACAAGAAACAUUCUUUAUUCUCGAUCAGAGAAAGGAACAAUUCAGGUAAUAAAUUUUUUGUGUGUUUGAAAGUUGUUUCAGUUAACUCUGGUCAUGGUAAGGUGUAAGAUCACAGAGGUGUAGCUGAAGGUAAAAAUGCUUGUUCACAAGACAUUGAAACUUGUUUUUCAGUGCAGCCUGAGAGAAGAGCAUCAUCACAUUUUCUGGUUAUUAUGAGGCAAAUGAUCUUGCUGACCAAAAAAAAAGUUAAAAGUAAAUCAGGCUUGAAUUUGGCCUUUUCAUCAAAAUGAUAGGUCAAAAUUAAAUUCUGGUUAAAUUUGUCUUAUCCUAGUUAUUCAUGAAUAAUCAGGGCUAGGAGUCUAAGAAAAAUGACAAUAAACCUAGAUUGAAAGAUUUUACAAAAAAAUUUAAAAAAUUUUGACCUGUAAUAUAUGCAUUUGACAGAUCUCAACGUCAAGAGACUAUUUAGUGCACUGCAAAAAAUCUCCAAAAUUUAUGGGACAGUGAUAAAUAUUGAUUGUUACUGAAUUCCCACAGGUUUUUGAUCUUGGUGCUGAUGGAAAGGGCAUGUCGUAUGUGGCUUCCCUCACUCAGGACAGAAUCACACAAAGAGCAGCAUCAACUGCUAGGUAGAAGUAUUUUAUACUUUAAUGUCAUUUUACCCUUUGGUGGCCACCAAUCCUUUUUCAUACUCUCUUUCUUCCCUCUGCCUUUCUUUUUUUAUCUCUAGGUUUGUUUCCAACAUUAUCUUGUUUUUCUUUCGUAUGUGGGCUGACUUUCCAGGAAAGAGAGAAAUUCACUGCAGAAUGGGAGAAGCAAAGUAGCAAAAUUAGCAGUAGAUUUUUCCUCAGAAUGCUAGUCGGUUUUUUGUAGUAACAUGAUUGGUCAGAAUUCCUGCUGAGGAACCUGUGUAAAGAUCUCUUCUUCCUGAAUUGGCUGCUUACCCAUGUUUCCUACCAAAAGGUUACAUGUAACAACAUAUUUUUGUUGUUUUCAUUUUCAGAACUAUUGAUUCCAAUAAUUUUAGACCAAUUAUUCACAUUGCACCAAUUCCAAGGAAUGAAUCCAAAACUGUCCAUCUAGUUGGAAUCACCCAAGCAGGUAAGGGAAAGAAGCCUUGUUAGGGGUGCCUACCGGAUGAAUCACUACAUGUAUUUUAAUCAGGCUCUGUCGCGUGUUCUCUAGUUCAUUUUGUUAAUAAUCCCAAUUGUAUGUGUCAUUAAUCACUGUGAAACUUGAGAAAUAUAAACUUACGUUGUCAAAAUCACAGCAUCACAGCUUGGUGUCAAACAAGUAUGUCUCCAAUGCAUUUUAUCAAACAUUACAAACAUAAAACUAUUAGGCUUACAAGUUUUCAAACACCACAAUAGCAAUCCAAUACAAUCUUCUUUAACUUCGUCCAUCUUUUCAUCUUUUUUGUAUUUGCUGUAUUAUUAUUUUAUACCUUGUUUCUUUUCAUGUUUGGGCAGAUAGAUAUUUUUAUUUAUGUUUCACUCAGUUUGGUGGCACUUCUCAUGGUUUGAAUAUUUGUGAUAAAUUUUGUGACACAUCUCCUUUAAGUGUCUUUUAAUGAACUACAGUCAGAUUUUUCUUUUAGUUCUUCCUUGAUAUGCUUGCAAAUCAACGAGACAAACAUCAUUUAGGGCUUCAUCCUUGAGUAAUGACGCCAUAUGUGGGUUGAGUUUGUUGCUGGUUCUCUCCUUUGCUCCGAGAGGUUUUUCUUCGGAUACUCCUGUUUUACCCUCUCCUCAAAAACCAACACUUCCAAAUUCCAAUUCGACCAGGAAUCAGGUAGAUGAAGGACCACUUAGUAAAUGUGCCACUUCUAAAUCGUUAUUUUAUUUGUUUAUUCACCCAACUUUGUUUCUUGACCAGGUGUGCGCCUUUACUUUAGUACAACAAAUGUAAGGGCUCCAUUAGAGAGACCAAGUAAACUACAGCUUGUUCACGCCAGACUGCCGCCAGGGUUUGCACCAUCAGCAACCUCACAGAGACCAUCUCAAGUACAUGCAGCCUUCUACAGACAAGGUGCUUUGCAAACAUACUGAUUUUGUCAAGGCAUGACUUGCUCUCAAGUUGAGAAUGAUCUUCUUUUAGUGAGUGACUCAGGCAAGGGAGGAAAAAGAAUCAGAGUCCUCUAACAGAAGUCAAACUUAUGACUUGCUGGUGACUACAUGGCUCGAAAAAAAUCCUGUCCGAUAGUCCAAGACUAGCCGAUCAUCUUGCCGGGCAUUUAACUUUUAAAAGUUUACUUGCCUGAUGGAAAAGGGUCAAGUCCAACUCUCUAAUAAAAUCAUUAGCAUAUAGGCAAGAAGCAGCCUCGCACAAGCUAAAUGUGAGAGCUUCUUGCUGGAAUUCAAGUGAUUUUUCACGCCCUGUACUUGUCCAGAUGCUUUACUGCUGAGCUACAUAGGACUAAUGGGAGCUAUAACCAUCAAACUAAGUUCAUGUGAUAAAUAUCCUACGAUCAACUCCCCCUGAGACAGACACCUUUUAGAUUGGCACUAUGUGUCCCUCAAAGAUGUAAAGAAAGGCAGGGACUAUUGGUGUCCUUUUAUAGAGGUGUCUAUCAAGAAAGAGUUGACUGUAUGUUGCUAGGACUGGGUUGUUGAUAGGUAAUUUAAUAAUAUUUGCAAUGACAUAUUAAAAGCUUAAGCGUUAUGGGGAAUUUUAUCCCUGUGAAUUUAUGACUGAAAAUAUAUUAUAGCUCUCAUUUGAUUUAAAGGAGUCAUGUUACUGUUUUUGCAUCUUCGAAAAUUAAGCCUGAAUUUUUCAAAGUUGUUGUUUAUAGUAAGCAUUUGAGGCAUUAAUCAUCUCCAUCCAAAACCAUCCUUACUUUUGGAAGUUACAGUAGCUACAUUACAUGUACCUCUUUAAUGUUAUUCUUGGGAGGUUUCUUUCAAUUUCAAGCUAAUUUGUAGAUAAUGAUAAAAUAACAUUGAUGAUUGUCUUUUUCAGGCAUUUCAUUGCUAGCUUCGUCUCAAACAGAAGAGAUGGAUAUCCUCUGGGGAAUCAGUCCUGAUCCAUUUCCUUUCCAGUCUCCACUUAAAGAGAUGCAGGUAUCAAUAAAUUUUAAGAACUACCGUUUGCAUGAUUUGAUGGUAUUCUGGAUUUUAAUUCUUAUUUCAUGGUACAUUUGGAUAGCAUUGUUCUAGCAUAAGGGUAUGUUUUAUUGAGAACAUUUUAAAAUAAGUUACCUGUUUACUCGCAAAAGUGGUCAGAAGUCAGAAAUUAUCAAAAUUUCCAAAAUAAAAAAAAAAAUUACUUUGCAAAAUCCUGGAAACAACUAGUACCUUUUGAAAGAGCAGCAUAGGGGUUUUGUUUGAAUGUUCACACCAUAGGAUUUCAUCCACAAAUUGAAAAGGUGGUCUUUCAGUAGAAUACUUUAUGUUUUAUUCUGGGAGUGAAAGACUGUUAAAAAAUCUCCUUUUUCAAAUUUUGGAGCCUCUAGAUUACUGACGCAUUAAAUUGUGGGCAUUCUAUAUCUGGUUCUCUAUGGGCAAUUUCUACAUUUAGAUUUUGAUUCCAUUUUAUUCUUAACCUGAAAUGCUGCCAAAGAAAUGUACUCUAGUAUAAUUCAAGGGUAUGAAAAGUAGAAUUUUCCAUAUUUCUGCAAGCACCUACAAUAGGAGCAUUUUAAGGUACAUGUAGCUUGCUGGGACAUUACUUUGAGUUACGGUAUGCAUAAUCUGUUAUUGAUGAUGUCAUCAUCAUCCUGUGCUCUGAUUGGUUAGGACCUGAUGUGACUUUAUUAACAGUUGUGAUAUUUUGUGUUAGGUAAAUGUACCAAUGGAGGGUAGAACUUGGUCUUUAAGUGAGGUACCUGGAUUUGGGGGCAACGUGACAAGUGACUGUCCCAUACAAAGCGACAGAUGGCCAGAUCCACCUGCUGUCAUCAGACAACAUGCUUCCUGUCAGAGGUCCUUUGUGGCUCUCAGUGCGCAGGUGAGUUUUGGAGUCGUGCAGCCAUUUAUUUUUCCUGGUUGUCCCAGUUGUCCUGGCUGUCCCAGUUGUCUCCUUUGUCCCAGCUGUCCUGGUUGUCCCAGUUUUCCCGGUUGUCCCAGUUGUCCUGGUUGUCCCAGUUGUCCCAGUUGUCCUGGUUGUCCCAGUUGUCCCAGUUGUCCUGGUUGUCCCGGUUGUCCUGGUUGUCCCAGUUGUCCCAGUUGUCCUGGUUGUCCCAGUUGUCCCAGUUGUCCCAGUUGUCCUGGUUGUCCCAGUUGUCCUGGUUGUCCCAGUUGUCCCAGUUGUCCUGGUUGUCCCAGUUGUCCUGGUUGUCCCAGUUGUCCUGGUUGUCCCAGUUGUCCUGGUUGUCCCGGUUGUCCCAGUUGUCCCGGUUGUCCCGGUUGUCCCAGUUGUCCUGGUUGUCCCGGUUGUCCCAGUUGUCCUGGUUGUCCCAGUUGUCCCAGUUGUCCUGGUUGUCCCAGUUGUCCCAGUUGUCCCAGUUGUCCUGGUUGUCCUGGUUGUCCCAGUUGUCCUGGUUGUCCCAGUUGUCCCGGUUGUCCCGGUUGUCCCAGUUGUCCCGGUUGUCCUGGUUGUCCCAGUUGUCCCGGUUGUCCUGGUUGUCCCAGUUGUCCCAGUUGUCCUGGUUGUCCUGGUUGUCCCAGUUGUCCUGGUUGUCCCGGUUGUCCCAGUUGUCCUGGUUGUCCUGGUUGUCCCAGUUGUCCCAGUUGUCCUGGUUGUCCCAGUUGUCCCGGUUGUCCCAGUUGUCCCAGUUGUCCUGGUUGUCCUGGUUGUCCCAGUUGUCCUGGUUGUCCCGGUUGUCCCAGUUGUCCUGGUUGUCCCAGUUGUCCCAGUUGUCCUGGUUGUCCCAGUUGUCCUGGUUGUCCUGGUUGUCCCAGUUGUCCUGGUUGUCCCGGUUGUCCCGGUUGUCCUGGUUGUCCCAGUUGUCCUGGUUGUCCCAGUUGUCCUGGUUGUCCUGGUUGUCCCAGUUGUCCUGGUUGUCCCGGUUGUCCCAGUUGUCCUGGUUGUCCCGGUUGUCCUGGUUGUCCCAGUUGUCCUGGUUGUCCCAGUUGUCCUGGUUGUCCUAGUUGUCCCAGUUGUCCUGGUUGUCCCAGUUGUCCUUGUUGUCCUGGUUGUCCCAGUUGUCCUGGUUGUCCCAGUUGUCCCGGUUGUCCUGGUUGUCCCGGUUGUCCCGGUUGUCCUGGUUGUCCCAGUUGUCCCGGUUGUCCUGGUUGUCCCAGUUGUCCCGGUUGUCCUGGUUGUCCCAGUUGUCCCGGUUGUAAAUGGAACAGUUGUCCCAGUUGUCCUGGUUGUCCCAGUUGGUUCCUGGUUGUCCCACUGGAAAAUUCCCAGUUGUGUUGAAAAUCUAAAAAGGUGGUCCCAGUUUCCCGUUGUCCUGGAAUUUCCGAACAGAUUAUGUCGUGGUUCCAUUGUCCGGUUUCUUGUAGUUUGUCCCAGUUCCAGGUCCACGGUUGUCCUGGUUGUCCCAGUUGUCGGAGUUGUCCCAGUUGUCCAAAUGGAACAACUUUUACCGGUUGUCCGGAAAUUCCACUUUGCUACCUGGUUGUCCUGUUUUUCCGGUUUUUUUUCGUAAAUGGAUGCCCCAGGUUGUCCUGGUUUCCCAGUUGUCCCGGUUGUCCUGCUUGUAAUUUACCAGUUGCAUCUUUGUCACCACCUGAUCUUUAUGAUUGCUGUAUCAUCAGGGAAGCUACCUUUUUACAACUUAUCGCCCCGUUGAGCAGCUUUGUCAGUUGUUAUUGCACAGUCAGGGAUUUGAUUCUGAUGCUGUUCAAGCUUUCUUCAAGCUUCACAAGGUAAAAAAGAUGCAAGGGAGGGGAAUGAUUUUUUGUUUUUGUUUAUUGAUUAUUUUCUUGUUCUUAUUUAUGGAACUUGAUGGUGCAAUAUGAAAAUAUGGUUUAUUAAAGGCAAUGUGAAAAUGGUUAAUAUAGAUCUUUUGUCUUGCCAUUGAACAGGAAGACCAGGCAUGUGCAACUUGUCUUGUUUUGGCCUGUGGUGCAACAGCAACCCAACAACAAGUGAGUCAAAUAGUCUUGUGCUUAACAGCACUUAAGAUUAAAGCGUGGCUUCCAUUUUGUCCCAACCCCUAAAUUGUGAAAAAUGUGUCCAGGUGAUCAUGAUCACUGUAUGGAUUGUUGUGGAUAAUUUUGUUGAUUAGGGUGAUGGUGAUUGUUUGGCCAGAAUUUUGUCUACUUAGAGGAGCAGCUGUCACAAAUGCAGAUUUGGCCGUAACAUCUCUUGAAAAUGUAUAGUGUCACUUUAGUUUUCCCCUUCAAUCACCCUUAACAUCAAGGGAACUCAGCUGUAAUGAGUGUUAUGGGUUACGGCCCUCAGUGAUAGCACUGAAAGCUAGUUUAUAGUCAUCUGGAGUGUCUGACAGGCUUUUAGCCAGACAUUGAAAACUGGCCGUCCAGAAUUCACGUUUUCCCGUAAACGUAUGAGAGAUUAGGUGAAUUUUCCUUGUAUUUCUUCCAAAAAUGGGCGUCCAUAGGAUGGCUGGACAGCCUUCUGGCUAAAACCUUGGUGUCUGAAGAAAAUAAAGUUAUCAACUGAAGAUGAUACAGACAAUAAUGAAAUGCUGCUUUUGGAUAAUGCUUUGCUAUACUGAUUCCAGGUUGCUGAAUGGGCUACAAGAGCUUUCUUCAAAUAUGGAGGCGAUUCUCACCUUCCUUCACCCGGGAACCCUUCAGGAGUGCACCCCCCUGUAACAAGUCCAGGGAGUCCCAUUUCAGGGGGGAACCUGACAGGCAGUUACAUAACCAGACCAGGUGUUGACAGUCCUGGUUUUGUGACUUCAACACCUCAUCAGGCUGGCAUGGGACAAGCUGUAGUGAGACCUGAGUUAACAAGAUCAAGCAAGCAUGAUGGACUGUGUCUUUACUUUGCAAGAAUUUUAGAGUAUGUAUUUGAUACUGUUUUACAAAUUGAUUUGAUGGCUUCUAAGAUGUAUCUAAUUCUUAGGUUUUCCAAUAUUCUAACAUAGUUUCUUUUUUUUAAUCAUCCUUUGUUUUAUAGAACUUUCUGGGAUGGAAGACUUGUGUUUGAGGAUUUUUUCAUGCCUCUUCCUUCACAAUCACAACAGGUUUGAAACUCCUUUUACUGCAUAUCACUCUGUCAAUCUUUGUUUCUUCAAACAUGUGUUGUUUCAUACAUAGGCUACGGUAAAAAAUUGCAACAAGAUUGUAGACACCCAUUGGACUUCACUAGUGUCUGCUGCUGAGUACUUUAUAUAAUACAGCUUGUUUUAUAGAAAAUAUAGGAAGAAAUGUUUGGGGCUUACUAAGGCUGCUUGCCAUUAUUUUCACGGCAGUACUGCCUUCAAAAUCAAAACCACUUGGCAGUUGAUUUCCAUCAAUCCAGAUGGCAAAGAUUGGUGGCAAUUGGGGUGUAUGUGAACCUUUUGAUUUUCAACGGAAAUCUGUUUCCAAGCAGUGUUGAUUGCUGAGAAAAUAGUGGUAGUACAAGUCGCCUUCUUAAUACAGGGUCCAUGUAACCCUCCCACUGAAAUGGCAUGAUGAUUUGUCUCUCUAACGUUUAGAUCUAUACGAAAUCCAGUGAUGUCAACAUUCAAAGGAAGCCUACCAUAGCAGAACUUUUGUGUGGAUUUUACAAACAGAAAAUUCAAAUUUAUUUUUUUUGUGAAUGUUUUGCAUUGGCCACUAUUAAGAGUAAAGUGUUGACACGGGUUUCACUGUAUCAUAAUGUGAAGAAAACACCAGCUUGUUUUAUAAUGAGAUUUACCCUUAAUUUUGAUUCGUUCUUGUUUUUUAGCUCACUCCUGUGUUAAGGAGUUUGCUCAGUGUAUUCCAGUUAGGGUGGAUUUUGGAAAGAUUACGACAACUUCAAACAUGGAUGGAACAGAAUAUGCAGUUUAUGCUGCCCCAUUUGGAUGCAGGGUGUGAAUCACAACUUUUUUUCAGUUUCAUUUUAUUUUGUUAAGGGCAGCAGAACCCAAACGAGCUGUGGUACAAUUCAUCACAAAUUAUUUGUGGAACAUCCAAACUUAUUUUGAAAUUGAAGAUUAGUUUGGUACAAUGUGAAAAUACCAAAGAAGUAGUACCCUAUAACAUGGAUUGCAAGUGAUGAAGUAAAUUUUUCAAGGGACAGACUUAGGCAGACUUCAUGACUGUCUCUCUUUUUCGAUUAGCAAAAUAGUUUUUAUCAAAAUAAGCAAUACAUUAAAAAGAACGUUGUUAUUUGUAGAAAAAGUCUGCUCCUUAGUUCUUGAAUUAUCGAGGAGCUGUUAGUAAAUGUUCAUGCCAUGUUUAGAUUGAUUGUGGGUUCUUUCCUCUGCUCACAGAGAUUUUUUCUGGGUGUAUGUAUGUAGCUCGCCCAGAUUUAAGUCAAGUUAGUGAGAGCUGUAUGAAUCUUUCUGAAAACCGUGUUUUUUUUCUUUCACAAAGUUUUCCCAGAGUAACAAUGGCCAGUGGGCAGUCACUCCUUCAACAAACACAUCAAGGUUAGUGACUGUGGAUAGCACCAUGUCUUUGUCUGAUGCUCAUUUUGUAAAAUACUCAAAAGCAAAAGGUUCUGCAUAGCAGUGCUGUACCACACCAUAAAGCCAUGUGAAAAACUGGGAGUGAAAAUAGUUUUAAAAUACUGAGUCAAGAUGAUUUAAUAUAAUGCUAAGCGGUACUUGAGCUUAUGUGAGGAAGCUUUUAUGUGCAGAAGAGCCAUGUUAUUCUUCGGAUGAUUUUGGCAAACAAACAUAAAAACAGAUUUGGGGUUUGGUGGCAUGACGAAAGCUUGCAGGUGCACAAUGAGUUGAAACCUAGUAAGGUUCCAACAAAUUUUAAAUUAAAUGGUACAGUAAUUAUUAUUAUGAGAUAGGCCGUGGGUCCUGCAUGCAUUGUAGCCAUUCCAUGUUGCAGACUGGGAAAGAAAAUCUUGAGUCAAGGUAACCAAAAUAAGGACACAGCCAAAACUAAGAAGUAUUCUGAUCUGUUAUAGCAACUGCUCCUUAGAAUGCUUAAAUUGACGUUUCACCGAUGAUUUCAGUCAGUUGAGUUAUGGCAAUUUUUUCUUCUUCUUUAGCAUCAGCAGAAGCAUUUGUGGCCGAAAAGAACUUCUUGAUUAACUUCAAGUCAUUAAUUGACCGGUCAAUUGAGACACUGCACCUCUGGCAAGUUCUUAAUGAGCACAACUUUGAGGAGGUCAUACUUCACCUUGAACCGGUAAGAUGAAACUUGAAAGUGUUAUAUAGCAAUUUAAGAUUAUAUGCAAUAAUUUUUGCAACUAUCCCCUUUUCUUCAUGGUAUAACCAGUAACUUGUUCAAAGCCAGAUUAGUAAAGAAACACGGAGAGCGUGAGAACCCCCUUUGUAAUGCGUGGAAUGGCUUCCCCCAAAAAUUCACACCUUUUCUUAAGCUUCUUUAUGCAUUUUGGCUGUGGCUAAGUUUUGGAAUGUUUGUCAUUGUCUUGAUUGUUUUCGAUAUUUGCCUCAGAACACAAAAUCCCCUUCUCACCGCCACCCUCCCUACCCACACACCUUUUGACAAACAAUUUUUCAAACCUCUUAUUUGAUUAUCGGUUCGAAAGCUAUUUUUUGGUCGACACGAGAAGGUGUGACAAAUAAAAAUCCUCAGCUUUCAUCUACUGUUUCAACAAAAUGUGAUUAUUAUUGUAAUAAUAAUAGUAGUGUUCGCUUAAUGAGGAAAACUUCAUGGUUAUUUUCAGGUAAUAAGGGAUCGCCUAAAGCACAUCAAAUUCAGAGACCUAAUAACCACUGGGCAAGAGGUAAGUAGCUUGGUUGUUUCUUUUCCUUCCAAUGUGGCCAAACAUAAAAGAUGAAAGAAAGUUGUAAAUUUGUUUUGCUUAAAGGCAAUGGUACCAUGUAAAGGUACUACUCAGUAGCUUUCAUUUGAAUGGUCACACUUUAGGAUUUCGUCCACAGACGCAAAAGUUAGAACCACCUUGUACGGCAUAAUAAACAGUACCACAGGAAAGUACUAGUCGGUAGCUUUAAUCUGAAUGGUCACAUAAUAGGAUUUCAUCCAUUGACUAGAAAGUUGGGGUCACCUUGUACGGCAUAAUAAACAGUACCACAGGAAAGUACUGCUCAGUUGCUUCCAUUUGAGUGUUCACACUCGAAGGUCUCAUCCAGAGAGUCCAAAAUUAACAUCGUCUGACUCCUGUAGUGAAAUGCUUGAAGUGACAGCAUUUUGUGAGUACAAGUACAAAUUUUAUCUUGUCACGACAAUUUGUUUUCUUUUGUUGCUUUGUGUAGAUUUGCAGUGCCCUUAUUGAUUCUUUAAUAAAGUGCUAUCUGGAUGACAGUGCCUCUACCGAUGCCAUUAGUGAGAGGCUACGUGAUGUUUGCCCAAAUUUAUUCAGCAGUGACGAUGCAGUAUCAACUAAGGUAUCGACUCUACCAUCAAUUUGUAUUUUUUCCCCUAAAAAAAAAACUUGUAAAGAAGGAUUGACUCACUGGUCAGAGAAAAUGCCUCCCACCAAUGAGCUCUCACCAAGCUCUCUACUUUUCUCUAUGAGGUAUUAGCCAUGAGAGUUACCGGUCAUUUCGCCCCGGUUGCUAAACCCGUAGUAGAAUGACGACGGCCAUCACUUUUUCCUGCCAAAAUGACGCUGGUUCACGCGCGCGCAGUAGCUAUUUAGGAAAAUCUUGUCCUCGUUGUCAUCCUCGUUUUAACGUCUGGGCCAGUGUCAUAUCGAAUUGUAUCUUGGGACUGUCAUGGGGAUGCUAUCACUUCUUUCAUUGGCUAUACGAGAAUUCGUUUCCCAGGCAGUCCCACGAUACAAUUCGAGACAACACCAGUCCAGUGUCAUGCACAACCUCGAAAUUGCCAAUUUUUCUGGUACUCCCGUUUUCUCGUCUACUUUAGAACAUACACUCCCAAAGUUCCAAUAAGCCACUUAAGAAACGAGAGGGAAACUGUGCUGAGUUAGCUUUCGCAAAGACUUCUGGGAGUGCUACCGCGGACAGGGAGAAAAAAUUGGCCGAUAGCUGACGGGCACAUCAUUAGUAACAAUCCCAGAAACAACUGCGGGACGCAUUUCGGCUCCAGUUCCUUUCUCAUUUCUAAAGUGGCGAAUUUUAUCAGAAACGCUCAGCCACACCUUUAAAAGAGUUCUUUGAAACUCUUUGGCACUUUUUGUCAACAGAAAGGUACAUUUUCGGCUGUGAUUAAAUGAUAAGUGAUUGUCUGCAACCAGGUUUUAUGAUGUCUUGGUUUUCGAAUCUGUUUUGUCCUUGUUGCUAGGCUGGUGAGCUUUUAAUGUUGGCCAAAAGAAGUAGAGACAAAACCGAACAAGAAAGAAUCCUAAGAGAAUCGCUUCAGGUGGGUUUUGACUGUCAGAGCAACAAACGUACAUCCCACCUUCUGUCCCGGAAACUCUGCAGAAGAAAUGCUUCUUAAAUAGAUCAGUUCAUAUGAUUUUUAGCAUUUUAAAGCCUUUGUCUCUUUAUAUCAUUGGCAUUUUUUCACGUCAGUCUUUAAGGACGACUGUUUCGUUAAAGAGACAAUUUUGGCGAUUAUGAGGAAAGAUGUUAUUCUAGUAAGAACACAGUAUAUUGUCAAAUCUUUCUGUUUUUGUUUCUUUUAGUGUUAUCGACAAGUCACCCAUCAAAUUAAACUAGAUGCGAUUUGUUCUCAUUUUGAAUCAGGUGAGAUGACUACUGAAAAGGAACCUUGAAAUGUAAUGGUGUUUAUUGCUUGCAUGUCCGUUUGCAAGCAUUGUUUUCAGUUUCUCUUGGGAGUUAAAACGACACAAACAAAGGCAUUAUGGUAUGUUUGGUAUUUUUGGAGUGGGCUUGAACUUGAACUUGAUGGGUUGACAUUCUGGUGAGGUUGCACUGAAUUUGCUGGUACUACACAGUUAACUUCCGGAAAAUGUUCUUUUGCUUUCUUAUUAGUGCGAUUCUAUGAAGGUGUGGUGGACUUGUGUUUACAAGCUGCAGUCAAGUGCGAUCCACAAGGACUGGCUCUGCACUUUUAUAGAAAUGGUGAACCUCAUGGUGAUGUCCAAGGAGAGGAGGCGUUUCUGGCCAGGUAAGUACCCAACCCCCCCCCCCACCCCAACCAAAAAAAAAACAUUCGUAACAACACACAACACCCUGAUAAAUAUUGGGUACGUUUUGUCCCCUAGAGAACACACUUAAGCCCAAAUACGACUUUAACAUGUGUAGGAAAGGGUUUUUUUUUGCGUGCAGCGAUUGAGUGCGGUGGAGAUUCCUCGGUCGUAAGCCAAAGCCACUGAGAAAAAAACGCUUUUCGCGUGGGUCACUCACUAUAAAGACUUGACCGAAACCGGAAACUGCGCAUGAAAACCCAGGAUAAUAAUACACUGAAAAACGCGUUUAAAAUGGCACUGAACGGAGGCAGCUGAUGUGGUCUAAUGAAAAGCCUCAGAUUAAGCCACUGUCUCUAAUUUCAGUAACUUUUUUUCUUUUAGACAACGUUGCUACAAGUGCAUUCUGGACAGUUUGCAGCGUCUUUUAGUAGUCAGAACAGCUCCUUCCCAGUCUCCUGGAAGACCCUCCCGGCCAGGACCACCACCUACCCCAGACCCCAAUGCUCUUACGUCACACGACGCAGAGAAGCAUGUACGUAUUAAAUCUUUCUUAUAUGAUUUGUUGAUCCGUUCCUUCAUUUUCUGGCACCCAAAAUAUUGAUGUUGAGUUCCACCCAGCCCGAGAAAACAGUCUACAUUUCGCGACGCCAGGUGACGUCUGAGGAAUAAGCGCAGACAUUCCACGCUGAUGACGUGUCACUUCGGGGAUCUGGGUAGUGCUUCGUUUUUGUCGUGCCGCGAGGGAAAUUAGCUUCAACCAUCAGAAGGACUACACUCCUUCCUCGUCCGCCUAAAAACUAUCCUCCGCUGGCAUGGCUGGUCAAGAUUUGCGCCAUAAUUUUCUUUUUUUUUUUUUUUUACCUCUGAAGACCCUUCCCUCUUUUUCUGUCUUACAGCCCGUUUACAUGGAGGCGGGGAACCCCAGUUAGGUGAGGCAACCCGCCUGUCCAUAUAAUCUCUCAUUUUAAUUUGAUAAUGUUUACAUGAUAGGUGGGGUGACCUGCCCCUCCUAUCUGGGGUCCCACACCUCCAUGUAAACUGGCCAUUCACAAGUAUUGCCGAAUGCGCAUAGCGCACGAACUCCACACGUGUUACGCGCCCUCCUUAGUCUCAAGAGACCUGAUCCUAGUUGACCUCUCAUACAGUGUAAGUUCUCCACGAGCUUUAAAGCAGCCUCUUAAGCAAACGAAGUAAGCUUUAGUGUGGUGGCACAGUGGCGGAGCUAACAUUUCCUUGCGAAGUUUUAACUGAAACGGCCCAACCAACCAGAAAGGGAAAGAAAAGGACUUUUUUUAAAGUCUGAAGUGUCCCUAGAUACUUUUUACACUCGACUCAGGGAAAAAAGAAAUGGUCUGGUAUUCUGGCGUUACUCCCUUUUCUUUAGGUACGUUACACCUUCGCGUGAAAUUCACUCCUUUUGUUGUCACAAGUCGAAACUGCUUUAUAUCUAGUAAAAAUGCAUACUCUUAUCGUUUGAUUUAUACUAGGACUGACGGUAUUGCAUUUGUUUUGUCAUUUUACUAGAUGGAAGAGAUGUUAUCGUUUUCUUUAGCCUACGGAGAUGAGUUGUGGCAUGUCGUGUUGUAUCAGUGGUUAAUCGACAAUGCACUUACGGACAGACUGUUGGAGGUGCAACCCUGAGUUAUUGUUUUCAUUAUUCUUAAUCUUAUCUUUUCAGCCUUUUCCUUCAAAUUUCAAAGGCGCAGAAACACGUUUCAACAUUAGCGUGCUGUGCAACGUUUGCAGACGGGCUAUCCAGCUUUAACGAUUGCGUCACGCGUUCAAAAAUUACCUCGUCAUAGAAAGAACCUCAAAUCUUAAGACUGGCUGUAGAUUGACGGUUAUGUCUCGCUAUUGCACACAAAGUGUAAGCAGAUGAUGAAAUCUAUAAUAUUACUCGCAGUGCUGCAAAAGAAGGAGGACCUACGAUGACGAACCUACGAUGUAGCCAUAACGUGCACUGAAUGUCACACUUCUCUGCCAAGAUAAGGCUCUCGGAGCAAAAUUUUAGUUUUAAUUUUCUUAAAACGAUUUUUGUGUUAUCAGAUUAAAUCUCCAUUCCUGGAGACAUUCCUUAAGCGAUCGUCCGCACAUCAACCUCCCAAUGAACUGAAAAUCCUGGAUUUACUGUGGAGAUACUACGAAAAGACGAAGAACUAUUCCGCGGCCGCUAGAGUUCUCUCCAAGCUUUCCGAAAAAGAGAGGUAAACUUCUGUGAUAUAAAACCUGAAUUAUUUUAUUUCCAUUCAAACAAUUUCUCUUCUGCUCCUCUCACAAUUACUGGUACUUCUGUUCCUUAGCUCUGAAGUAAAACUACAGCUGAGACUAGAGUACCUUUCUCGGGCAAUCAUGAGUGCAAAAAGCUGUAAUUUGAGAACUGCUGCAAGCGGUGAGGGCGAAUUUCUUCAUGAACUGGAAGAGAAGCUUGAAGUGGCGCGCAUUCAAAUGCAAGUCUAUGAAGCUCUUAGCAGAAUAAAUACCGCUACUCCUUCCAGACAAAUCGAUCAGGCCCUAGCUGUCUUGAAUUCCCGCCUUCUGGAUAUUACAACGGUAAGUUCUUCAACUCUUCUUUCCAGUGGAGCCUCGAUUGAACAAAGGGCCGAGGGACUGGCAAAAUUUGUUCGCUACACCGAGGUUUCGUUAUAUCGAGGUUGCACUGUACUGGGGCGAAGAAUAUCGUUCGUUAUACCGAGGACUUCGUUAUAUGGAGGUUCGUUAUAUCGAGGUUCCACUGUACUGGGAUAAAAAAAAAUCGUUCGUUAUACCGAGGACUUCGUUAUAUAGAGGUUCGUUAUAUCGAGGUUCCACUGUACUGGGAUAAAGAAUUUCGUUCGUUACACCGAGGACUUCGUUAUAUAGAGGUUCGACUGUAAUUGGCUGUCUUAGAUUUAGUUCCAGGCCUGAUCGAGAUCCUUAUUUUUAUCUUUAGAUCCUAAACUUUAAAGCAGCUUUCAGUGGAAGGUCACAGUAACUGUUUGUGGUUGGCUAAACACAUUUUGCACCACUUUUUAAACAAGUCAGGCCUUGAGCCACGACUUGUUUGUAGGCGGUUUCCGCCCUUGGGUUCGUACAGAAUCUUGAAUUCUUGAAAAAGUCUUGAAAUUUGUCCAGCAAUUUUCAAGACCUGGAAAAAGUCUGGAAAAUGAACACAUUGUCGAAGCUUUUUACCGACGAUGCAUUGCAGAAAAAGUUUAAUAGUGUCCAGUUUUCAUGGCGAUCACCUCACAACUUCACCCGUGUGGUGCUGGACACAAAAGAGAUCUGUACGGAUAAAGAGCGAAGCCAUAUCAUUAACACAAACUUGAAAAUUUAAAGAGAGGACCUAAAAGCUUUCGUGGAAGACAUAACAAGACAACGGCAUUCCCUUAAACAAAGAACUCUGGGGAUUUACAUUCGCACGAGCAGCUCCCAACAAUGUAAACUUUUGUCGAAAGAUUUUUUAAUUUGCCUUGUUAAUGAACGUAUACCCAUAAAUCCUUUAAUUCUCAUCGCUCAUGGCUUAUACUUUUUAGCAACAACAUUUUUUCAAUCUGGUAUAUAUGCUCUUUGAUGAAGAUCUGACUUAACGUGUGUUCCACAUGGAACCAAAUUUCUAUUUCAGUCACUUAUUUUGCGUGUCUGACUUACAUCAGUUUCUUGGUUCUUAUUUUCCCUUAGCUUUAUGGAGAUUUUGCUGAUGUGUUUGCACUAGCUGAGUGUAAACUCGCCAUUGUUCAUUGUGCUGGGCACUAUGACCCCAUACUGAUAGAAACUCUUUGGAAAGACAUUAUAGAAGGAGGUAUGUUGAACACUGAGAGUAACAGACACUUGUUGACAAAAUUUGCCUGCUCCCAACUUAUGGGUCUUCUUAAGAGCACUGCAACGCGAACACAGAGGCCAUGGGUUUGAAUCCCGUUAAAGUCCCGAAAUGUUUUUUCGGGUUACUUUGCAAUUGCUUAAAUUGCAAGUACCACUGCGACGAUCCUAUCGUCACAUAAAUUUGUAUUUCCGCAGUUCACAUCAUCAUUUCGUGUUUAAAUCCUUUCACGGGUUAAGAUUAAGUCAACAAAUGAUUGGCCUGUUCCCAAUGUAUGGGUCUUAAAGCUCAAUUGGUUAGAGCACUGCAGCGUUUUAGUAUUGAUAGUUUUCAUUCACGUGGUCAGCAGCUUUGCAAUUUGCUUAGAAUGAAAGAAAGUUUUAACAUGUGAAAAGAGUUCAAUUCCAACAGGAUUUUUUUUGUACACAAACAUGGCCGCCGAUUCAUUGGUUUGGACACAAAUAUGGCCGCCGUGACGUCAUGUGAAAACGAUCUAUAGCUUCGUUCUGAUUGGCUCGAGGCUUUUCAGCCCAUCGUAAAGUAUAGAAUUUGUAAUGCAAAUUGAAAACCAAAGAAUCCACGAAAUUAUUUUCUGGGCUCGGAAACCACGCAAAUUAACCACCACUAUUUCAUAUAUUUCACUGUAAUGUAUUACUUUUUACCAACAGAACUCCAAGAAUCUUUGCAAAAUUCUCCCAGUGAUCGCAUGGCAAUCGUCAGUAAAAAGAUUGCUUCUCUAGGAAAAAUGUAUGUUCACUCUGAGCGCUACUUCCCACUGGGUAAGUAUCAUUUGUUGCGUUACAUGCGUGACUCUGAAUGCUGUCACGCCAUCGUAAAACAUCAAUCUAAGUUAUCUGGAAUACGGACUUUGAUUCGGUUGAAGCUUGUGAUACUCCCCACUUUCAAACCAUUUAAUUUCUAGUUUUUUGUCAUAACAUUUGUUCACUGAUUAACCGUUUUAUUACAAGUAUUGCAAGGUAGUUCUUACGUUUGAGUCUGGAGGAAAUCCUGCGGUGUGACCCUUCCGAUUUCACUUCUAGGGCACUUUCAUAUGUUAGUACGGAGCUUAAGCAACCACAACCACAACAGCAACAAUUGGUUUUAUGAGGAAAACAACUGCUCUGCGCGUACAUCACGUUUCUUAGUACAUUUCGUCGACGUCCACUGCACGACUACGACGUGAAACCUCCUAAUGCGACGAUUUAUAUACGUGAAUAUAUACAACGACGAAUUUUCGUUUCUCUUUUUGAACCAGGAUAAAAUCGUUAGAAUUCAACUCCAGGAAAAGUCGCCAACAUUUUACAAAUUGUGUGGUUCCAAAUAGACGCAAUAAAGUCUAAAAUGACGCAAAUUAGUUUUUAGCGACGUUUUCACUGCCGUCGUCUCGUCGUUUCUUGAGCUCCCCACUAUUUGCUUUUAAGCGUUUUACAAAGUGAAAUUUGGAAUUUUUUGACUUUGACCACGUUUAGGACUUAAAGGGUUAACCCUUUCAGCUUCAAGAUCUAAAUACAGAUUCUCCAAACUGAUCUUCAUACAUUUCUUCUAAGAAUAGUUGAGAGAAUUUGGUUUAAGAUCAAACAUUUUCCCGUUGGUAAUCAGUUUAGUAAUUCUCAUAACCUUUACUCUUGAUGAUCUGCUGAUAUCGUUAGGCGCCAUUGUCCUAAUGCUGGAGAAAAAAAGUGCCGAGCUGGCCUGGGACCCAACUUGGGUGUUCAUGACAUUGUUAGAGAUUGGAAUCCCUUUCCCAGUCCUUCAUGGAAUCUACGACAGGCUCUUCAAAGCUAAGGUGAAAAUCGAUACAACGACUAGCUUUGAUUUUCAUUGAACGACAUUUUAGUGUGUUUGUUUGAAGGCAUGUUGUUUUACUGUUAUAAGGCGUUUCUAUUAACUCUGUUGAUGAAAUCGCCGUAACAUACGACCAUCUAAUUACAGUUAACUAAACAUUAUUUACUUAGGGUAUUUUUCCGGAGUGUUCCUCUAAGCGUUUCUAUCAAGUCUGUGGAUUAUAUGCUAAUGUGUGACCAUUCAAAUGAAAGCUACUUAACAGGUUUUUCUCCUGUGGUAGUGGUUAUUACGCUGUAAAAGAAGGUUCUACUUUUUGAGUCUGUGGGUGAAAUCCUUAAGUGUGACCAUUCAAGUGAAAGCUACUUAAUAGUUUUUUUUACCUGUGGUAUGCGUAUUACGCUGUAAAAAGUAGGUUCUAACUUUUGAGUCUGUGGGUGAAAUCCUAAAGUCUCUACAAUCAAAUAAAAGUAUCUGUGCACUCCGUUUUUGUGGCACUGUUUAUUUCAUUGUACAAGGUGGUUAUAACUUAAAGUGAGUGUAUGAAAUCUUGAUAUCUUACCAUUAAAGAAAAACUUAGCGUGGCUUAAUUAAAGCGCCUCUCAAUGUUGGACAGAACGUUCAAUUUGGAGUUGUACAUGUUUUAGGACCCGUCCUGGAAAGCUCUUAACAGGCCUCUUCACAUUCUUGAAGUAAUUUAUCAUUUAUUGAUGAAGUUUGUGAGUACGCCUUCUCUUUCUCCGCCAUAUGAAAGGUAAGUAGCUCCAGCUACUACACCAACUAAACCAAACUACACCAAUAACCACACCUUCACCAACUACAGCAACUUCACCAAACUUCAAUUACAUAAACUACACCAAAUUACACCAUUGUUUGUUAUAUUCGUUACAGAUAUCAUGAAUUUUUCCACCUAAAUUCAAAUAGGACUGAGAAAUGACUUUUGACUAACAAAUAUUAGGGUUUGGUUUUAGAUAAAUUUGAUAUUUUCCAUUGACCGGUUGCUUUUUCUCUUUCAGGCGUUCGUUUACGACUUCGCUGUAUGAUGCUUGUGCUACGUAUCUAGUGGAAUUGGAAUCAAUUUGCUCACGUAACCCUAAAGUGCAGGAUACGCUGGCCAAAUUCAAGGGAUUGCAGGCGCGUAUGAAGCGCCUACUGUGAAAGAGCGACUAAAUAUUUGCUGUUUUGAAAACUGUAAAGCUAUCCAAGUCUCGCCAUGAGUAAUGUUUCUGCAAAAUGAGUAUUGUAGGUGAUUUUUAAUAUCAAAUUAAUACCAUAUUGUACAUAAAAGC